Molecule: messenger RNA, 1575 nt
Organism: Alternaria conjuncta
Lineage: Eukaryota; Fungi; Ascomycota; Dothideomycetes; Pleosporales; Pleosporaceae
Exons: 1
Coding region: 1-1575 (524 amino acids)
Source: RefSeq, a predicted model, not a curated record
AUGCCUCCAUACCUAUCCCCCCUACAUAUAGCCAAACCCACGUUACCACCGACUUGCGAACCUGCGAACGAGUUCCUCUAUCAUCUGUCGGCGGCAUUUCACACCUGCGUACCUACGAACCUCGCGCUCGUCUCGACAUUGCUCGGCACGUGCAGCAUCAUAUCAUGGCUGUUCGCACAGCUACCACAAAUAUACAAGAACCAUAAGCUGAAGUCAACAUCGGGACUGAGCGCGUUCUUCUUGACGGAAUGGCUCCUGGGUGAUGUGACGAACCUGCUGGGCUGCCUGUUCACCGGGCAGGCGUCAUGGCAAGUCAUAAUCGCAGGCUACUACGUCUUCGUUGACUGCUGCUUGUGUGGUCAGUGGGUGUGGUACGAGCUGUUGCACCAUGGAAGGCCACUGAGGCCGAUCUGGGGCCGAUGGAGCAGCUCAGCUGGCAGCGGUUCUGGCGCCGGAGGCUCUGCCAUGCAUCAGGUUCUGGAUGGGAUGAGCAUAGGCGGUACGAACAACGCGUCUAGCCCGCCAAAGUCACCGCAAGAUUCAAGCGACACGAAGAACGUUAAACAGGAUAGCGCGGCCAAAGACGUACCGCGCUCGAAUGCGAAGGAAACCUUUAGGAUUCCCAACUUUGCGCGCUCGCCCAUGCCUACGAAGGAAUCAUGGCAAAGUACAUCUCCGUCAGGCGCAUCACCCAACCCCAAGGUGCGGAUAGCAGCCUCGAGCUCGCCUAUGCCCUCUCCCAAGACCGUUCUAUACAUUACUCUCAUGAUCGCAGUACUCGCCAACCCUACUACCGCAACGCCGAUAAGUCCCUUCGCGCCAGGCCUCGCCCGCGCUCGCAGCCUUUCCGCGUACACAACUACCACGACCAGCUCGCCCAGUGCCUCGGAAACCGCCGGCAAAGUCUUCUCAUGGAUGAGCACGUUCCUAUACCUCGGGUCGCGCCUCCCCCAACUCUACAUGAAUCAGGUCCGCAAAUCGACAGCCGGUUUGUCUCCCACCCUCUUCGCGGCCGCCUUCUUCGGCAACCUCUUCUACUCGACUUCGCUCCUUACAAACCCUUGCGCAUGGUACGACUACGCGCCCGGUGAAGGCUCCGGCUGGGUCGACCCCCAAGGCAGCGUAAGAGCAGACUGGGUCCUACGCGCCGCACCCUUCUUCCUUGGUGCAGCAGGCGUGCUCCUCAUGGACGCAGCAGUCGGUCUACAAUUCUGGCAUUUCGGCGACGCCACACCCCGGGGCCGAUCGCCAACGCCCCGCGACGACGAAGUCAUCAUCACCGUCGACGACCACGGUAAGCUGGUGCGCAGGAGUAUGCAUUGGCGCCGUGUGAGCGGGUGGAUGAGGGGCUGGGCUCCGGCUGUCAGUGUAGCUGCUACGCCGAAUGUGAGCCGUGCGAAUACGCCGAUGGAUUCUCCGAGGGAUACGAGUCCGGCUAGUACAGCUGGGAGUAGUUCGAGCAAGAGCAUUCCUAUCAAGGGGAGGGGUAGCGCGUUGGAUGAGGCGAGGGCGCUUCUGGGGACGAGCAGACAUGCGAGUCCGAGGAGUUAUGGCGCUGUGGGUAGUCCUAGGUAG